AUGUUUGGCCACAUUUUGAGGAGGCGAAGCUACAAGCCUUUGAAUUUCCCGACGUCGUCAGCUAGAAGUUACUCCACGGCAGAAACGAAAAGCUUGGGAACCGAACUAAAAGCUUCCUUCAAAAACUCGUCGGUUCAGUUGCUCUUGGUGCUGGUCUUGGGAUCCACUGUUCUGAAUAUCAUGAAGGAAAAGAAUUUCCAAGAGGAUGUACUGAGAGGUUUGGAGUGGCAGAAGAAGUCCCUGAGAGAACUAAAGGAAGAACUGGCUUCUUCUGAGGCUGGACCAGACGAUGUAAGGGAGCAACUCCGUAAGGUUAACGACAGAGCAGAGGUGUUGGGAUUAAAGGGCAGCUAUUUCGAAGGUAUUGAUUACUCGGUCAAGACGGAAGACACCGGGAAAUCGGCUGCAAAGGGCCAAAGAUUAGCUGUUUCUACGCAAGAUUCGGUGAAGGCUCCUGUGAAAUUUUUGUGA
Messenger RNA from Kuraishia capsulata CBS 1993, 471 nucleotides. RefSeq lists its product as uncharacterized. The record is from RefSeq and is a predicted model, not a curated record. The transcript has a single exon. NCBI's taxonomy places the organism in Eukaryota, Fungi, Ascomycota, Pichiomycetes, Pichiales, Pichiaceae. The coding region runs from base 1 to 471 and encodes 156 amino acids.